Molecule: messenger RNA, 2926 nt
Organism: Daucus carota subsp. sativus
Lineage: Eukaryota; Viridiplantae; Streptophyta; Magnoliopsida; Apiales; Apiaceae
Product: alpha-glucosidase
Exons: 5
Coding region: 44-2764 (906 amino acids)
Biological process (GO): carbohydrate metabolic process
Molecular function (GO): hydrolase activity, hydrolyzing O-glycosyl compounds; carbohydrate binding
Source: RefSeq, a predicted model, not a curated record
GCCAGAAUCUUAUCAACAUUGUCAGCAAGUGAUCAAAAGAAAAAUGAGAGUACAAACACAUUAUUCUCCUCUGCAUUUCAGAGCACUACUGAUAAAUCUUUUCCUAGUUCAUUCUUUCUGGGCUGUUAUAUCAGCACAAGGAAAUGGACAACCUAUUGGCUUUGGCUAUAUUGUCCGAAAGGUAUCUGUGGUUAACUCCUCAUCGUCGUCGUUGUUUGCUGAUCUUCAACUCAUCAAGUCUUCCUCAGUGUUUGGACAAGAUAUUCAGAAUCUCAGGCUAACUGCAUGUUUUGAGACAAGUGACAGACUGAGAAUCCACAUAACAGACGCUGAUCAUACCCGAUGGGAAAUCCCACAAGACGUCCUUCCUCGUCCACCCUUACCCUCCGCGAAAAACUAUUUGCACAUGCCAGUAAGACACAAGUCCACACCAAAAAGCUAUCAACUCUCCAGCCCAAACUCAGACCUCAUUUUCACACUCCUAAACACCACCCCUUUUGGCUUCACCAUCACACGUCGCUCCUCAGGCGAUACUCUCUUCAGUACAGAGCCUGACGUGGAAAAUCCCAACUCAACAUUCCUCAUUUUCAAAGACCAGUUUCUCCAAGUCUCCUCUUCUCUCCCGGCCAACCAAUCUUCUCUUUAUGGCCUAGGUGAACACACAAAAAAAACAUUCAAACUUGCACACAAUCAAACGCUUACAAUGUGGAAUGCUGAUAUUGGGAGUGCAAAUCUGGAUGUUAAUCUAUAUGGUUCACAUCCGUUUUAUAUGGAUAUCCGGUCACCAGACUCUGGUGUCGCAGGGUCUACUCAUGGAGUUCUGUUACUUAAUAGUAAUGGGAUGGAUAUUGUGUAUGACGGGGAUAGAAUUACUUAUAACGUGAUUGGAGGUGUUCUUGAUUUGUAUUUCUUUGCCGGAACUUCUCCCAAGAUGGUGAUGGAUCAGUAUACACAGCUUAUUGGCAGGCCUGCACCAAUGCCUUACUGGUCUUUUGGGUUUCACCAAUGUCGUUGGGGUUACAAAAAUGUUUCUGAUGUCGAGGGAGUUGUUGACAGUUAUGCAAAAGCCAAAAUACCUUUAGAGGUUAUGUGGACAGACAUCGACUAUAUGGAUGCUUUCAAGGAUUUUACACUAGACCCCAUCAACUUCCCUGCAGACAAGAUGAUCAAAUUUGUUAAUAAGCUUCAUCAAAAUGGCCAAAGAUAUGUACUAAUCUUAGACCCUGGUAUCAGUGUGAACAAGACAUACGAAACCUACAUAAGAGGUAUGAAAGCUGAUAUUUUCAUAAAACGUGAUGGAACCCCUUACCUGGGUCAGGUUUGGCCAGGUCCUGUUUACUAUCCUGAUUUUAUAAAUCCGCAUGGCCAAACCUUUUGGGGUGAUGAGAUCAAUAGGUUUCGGGGUCUUGUCCUCUAUGAUGGGAUCUGGCUUGACAUGAAUGAGCAAUCUAAUUUUAAUACUUCACCAGCAACUUCAUCGUCCUCACUUGACAACCCGCCUUAUAAGAUCAACAACUUUGGAAGUCAGAGUUCCAUUAACACUAGAACCGUUCCAGCUUCUUCUAUACAUUAUGGUAACAUCACAGCAUACAAUGCUCAUAAUCUUUAUGGAUUCUUAGAAUCUCAAGCCACUAAUAAGGCCCUAAUCCAAACAACUGGAAAAAGGCCAUUCAUACUCUCGAGAUCAACUUUUGUUGGCUCAGGGAGAGUCACUGCACACUGGACAGGAGACAAUGCUGCCACAUGGGAUGACUUGGCAUAUUCUAUUCCCACUAUCCUGAGUUUUGGACUAUUUGGAAUUCCAAUGGUUGGAGCAGAUAUAUGUGGCUUUUCUGGAAACACAACGGAAGAACUUUGUAGGCGUUGGAUUCAGCUUGGAGCUUUCUAUCCUUUUUCAAGAGACCACUCUGCCAUUGAUGCUAAUCGUCAAGAGCUGUACCUUUGGAGCUCAGUGGCUGCAACAGCAAGGAAGGUUCUUGGACUCCGUUACAAGCUACUCCCCUACUAUUACAUGCUCAUGUACGAGGCACACUCGAAAGGGACCCCCAUUGCCCGCCCCCUUUUCUUCUCAUUCCCUGAAGACACACAUACUUAUGAAAUCAAUACACAAUUCCUUAUCGGUAAAGGUGUCAUGGUUUCACCAGUUUUGAGUCCAGGAGCAGUGACAAUCGAGGCUUACUUUCCAGCAGGAAACUGGUUCAAUUUAUUCAACUACUCCCUCUCAGUGAGCCUGGAACAGGGGAAAUAUGUGACUCUUGACGCGCCAUCAAAUGACAUAAAUGUACAUAUACGAGAAGGUAACAUAUUGGCAAUGCAAGGAGAAGCAAUGACAACAACACAAGCUAGGAUGACACCUUUCCACCUACUAGUUGCUGUCAGAAGAACGGAGAAUUCAACCGGUGAAGUGUUUUUAGACGACGGUGAGGCUGUGGAGAUGGGAAAUGAAGGGAGAAACUGGACUCUGGUGAGACUUCACAGUCAAGAAAGAGGUAAGAAAGUAGAGCUGCAAACAGAAGUUGUCAAUGCAGGAUUUGCGCUGAGUCAGAAGCAGAUUAUAGAUAAAGUGACAUUUAUUGGAUUGAAAAAUGUCGAUAAGCCUGUGAACUACAAGCUAACAAAUUCUGCAGGAGCAACACUACGAAGAAAAUCUUCUGUAACAGCUAACCAUGAUGGCAAUGGGGAGUUUAUGUGUGUUGAAUUGUCAGGGUUAUCAUUACUAAUUGGCGAAGAGUUUAAGUUAACCUUGAGUCUCUCUGAGGAAUGAUAAUCUGGUUUGAUUAACUACUAUGUAAUAGCCUUACAAAAGAUAAGCAGCUUCAGAGGUUGCACAGGUUGUUAAAACCCUGAGUUGAUGUUCUACACCUUCCUUGAGUGCACACAAUUACAUCUGAUAGAAAUAAUUGAAUUACCUAUGUUUGAUUGGUCA